Messenger RNA from Racocetra persica, 786 nucleotides. The record is from the annotation of a GenBank genome assembly. NCBI's taxonomy places the organism in Eukaryota, Fungi, Glomeromycota, Glomeromycetes, Diversisporales, Gigasporaceae.
GAUUCAAAUGUUGCUAUUCGAACAGCCGCGGCUGAGACUUUACUGGAAUUUCAUAAUGUGGAGCUUAUUGAACUCUGGGGAUCUCCGGAUAAUAAGAUGCAACAAUUUUGGCAUAUAAGUUCUCAAAUAAUUCUUUCAAUUGCCAACUUGAUAUUGGAUUCAAAAGAACGAGACACUGUUGCUAAAGAUAUGUUGGAUUUAUUAUCACAACUAUUAGUGCGUCGUAAUGAAUUUUUAAAAGCUCAUAAAGAUAAACAAUCGAAAGGAAAUAAUGUUGCACUUCGUCACACUUCAUGCAUAAGACUAGAAAGUGCCUUGCUAGUAAUGUUAUGUUCACCUGAUCCUGAAAUUUGUUUAACAGCUGUAAAUUGUUUUGGUCAAUUAUGUUUGGAAGCUGAACUUACUUCUGAAAAUCUUGCUAAUGAUAUGGAAGCUCCACCAGAGUUUCCACCUUCACAAAUGACUAUCGUUGAUAAUAUAAACAUUUACAAAGAGUUAUCUACUGUACCAUAUCCUGUACCUGGUAGAAUGGCUCAACAACGACGAAUUAGGAAAUUAUUAAGGUCAAUGACUCAACCUAAUGCUGGUAAUCUUGGUGCAUGGGAAGAAGCUUGGUCUAGAUGGCAAAACCUAACAAGAUUAAUUGCUCAAGAUCACUUGCAACAGGCUCAAUUAACUGAAUGGUUGAACUAUACAGGAUUUCUUUCAGCAUUGGGAGGGUGUUGUGUACAUGAACGAUUGCGAAACACAAUUCCUCGUUUUGGUGAAUACUCACGUCGUGUUUCU